Messenger RNA from Pyricularia grisea, 1362 nucleotides. RefSeq lists its product as uncharacterized. NCBI's taxonomy places the organism in Eukaryota, Fungi, Ascomycota, Sordariomycetes, Magnaporthales, Pyriculariaceae. The record is from RefSeq and is a predicted model, not a curated record. The coding region runs from base 1 to 1362 and encodes 453 amino acids. The transcript has a single exon.
AUGGCGUCUACACAACAACAGCAACAACAACAACCACAUUGUCGUCAGGAUUCAUACGACGAAGAGAUCUACACAGAGUUCCGUCAACCAGUAGCUGGAACCCAGAGCAUUGCAAAAGGUGCCAUCAUGGAAUCACCAAGGAAGCUCGACUCGGCUCUUUCUUCACCACCCCCACCGCCCUUGCCCCUCAAGAACGCCCUCAGGUCCGGUUCAAGUUCAAGGUCUACCUCUAGGUCAUCCUCGACUAGGACUCUCGACUCCACAGGACUGAGCAUUGGCGGUGCAAAGGAGGUUACGGUUCAGGGUGCCGCUGGCGCUACGAAGCAGGCUACACCAACACCGCACGAUGUAUACCUAUCGUCAGAGGAGGACGCGUCGUCCUCGGCAGACGACUUUUCCGACUAUGAGUGGGAGAGCGGCAGUGAGUUCGAGUAUGCAGACGACGCUCAGAUCGCAGAGGCCUCUAGCAGCAGCGGCAUGAGCAGCCCAUCCGCUGGCCCCCGCCGCCGCAGCCACGAGAUCACCGCCCGUGUUGUCUCAGUCAUAUACGUUGGGAAGCCGGCCAUAGUAAACCUAACUACACCUACGAAGCGUUCGAGCCCGUCCCCGACUCGAUCAACGAUGAACGCCAGCCCCACACCUAGCAACACUUCAGCAGCACCUACACAAUCCUCUCUUUCUUCAUCCCGCCGCCGAAGCGUUAGCGCUGCUACCUCCUUUGCCCGCCGCCUCUCUAUCUCAUCUACCGCAUCCUUCAGCCCGGGGGCAACACCACCAAACGCGACACCAGUCAAGGCCAAGAAUGUCAUUGCAUCCGUAUUUACUAGGAAGGGACAGCAACCACUCUUCCUAAACACAGAUCCUUUCGCCAACAACAGCUCCGUCUCCGUCGCCACACCACGCCGAACCUCAUCCAGGUCCGUAUCGAGCGGCUCACCUGCCGUCGUGGACGAGGCAUACUCCAUCAGGACGCCCAAGACCCCCACUGAGAAGAUCAAGGACUUCUCCCUUCGCGGCGGCGCCCUGCUGAAAAAGCGCUCGCGCUCCAUCAUGAACGCCGCCCACAGCCUGCGCGACAGCUACAACGGCGCUGGAGUCGGCCCUCUCCCCGAAGAGAGCGGUGGCAGCAGCAGGGAUACCAGCAGGGCUAGUACUCCGGCCAUCACUCCUCACGACCGCGCCCAGUCUUCCAUGGAUUACUUUUCCAGCCCGGUGGCAUCAUCGACAGCCAGGGCUCUUCCUGUCCGGGCGCAGACAGAUAUGGCUCUCGGUGCACCCAUCUCGCCUACUGAGAUGAAGGGCAAGCGGUUCACGGCUUUGAACGCACGGAGGCGAAGCUUCAAAUCUGCGGGCAGGCCAUGA